This is a messenger RNA of Capsicum annuum, 555 nucleotides long. Its product is annotated as alpha-crystallin domain-containing protein 22.3-like. The transcript has 4 exons. Lineage: Eukaryota; Viridiplantae; Streptophyta; Magnoliopsida; Solanales; Solanaceae. The record is from RefSeq and is a predicted model, not a curated record. The annotation marks the transcript as partial. Gene Ontology annotation, cellular component: nucleus.
AUGAAGGAGCGGGAUCAUUGUACUGCUACAUUCUCUGCAUGCCUUCAAUUAGAAGGAUCAAACAAGUCAUCAUCCCCCAAAUCAUCAUCAUCAGGAGCAUCUCAGUCUUCUAUGCCGAAUUCUGGUGAAGCUAAUAGUUCAAUUCCGCUGCAUCCUCAACCGCUUAAUGUGGCCCCCAUCAGAUGGUAUUCAUCGACACCAGAUAUCAAUGCUGGUUCAGUCUCAGUUGAAGCUAUAACUUCGCCGUCCAAGCGUAGCAACUCUCAGCAGCAUGCUGGGGGUCAGCCUGCAGUGGUUUUUUUCUCUGCUUGUCCAGCCAGAGAGGAUCGGGAAAAUUUUAUAAAUCAUGCUAACGGCGGGGUUGCCCUUACUGGAUUGGCUUUGUUGGGAGAGGUUGGAUCAUUCAUGGGUUCAGUUGAUAUAGCUGAAUCUGAAGAUGCUUAUGUAUUCCGUGUUUCACUUCCCGUUGUUGCUAGGGAUAAAAAAGUCUUUCGCUGUGAUGUUGGACCAAAUGGGAGAAUUUUCAUAAGAGGGGUGAGCGUGACCGGAGAGAGG